Nematostella vectensis (starlet sea anemone) is the source of this 3319-nucleotide messenger RNA. Its product is annotated as leucine-rich repeat-containing protein 74B. The record is from RefSeq and is a predicted model, not a curated record. Gene Ontology annotation, molecular function: protein binding. The coding region runs from base 1007 to 2296 and encodes 429 amino acids. The transcript has a single exon. Lineage: Eukaryota; Metazoa; Cnidaria; Anthozoa; Actiniaria; Edwardsiidae.
UUUACACCAUUGUUUUCUCAAAUCAAAAUUUACUUGUUGUUAUUGUUGCUAUUGUUUGCUUUUUUUAGCACUAAAAACAUGACACGAAAGCUGGCCAUAAGAACAUUAGUUGUGAAAGAAAACUAUUUAUAUUUUUUUUAGUAUAAUCAACCUUAAAAUGCGGUGAAACAUUACUAAAUGAUUCAGCAACAAAAGAAAAGAAUGAUUUCUCUACAAUCUUCAUCAGUAUCUCUCGGAAUUAUUGUCCCUGGAAAAUUAAUUUGAGAAACUAUAGAGUUCAAAUUUCUUGUUUGUCGAACAUAAGUCGUAGGUGUAAAGUGUUAGUUUCCCAACCGGAAUACCUUGUAAAAUAUCAUUUUCGAAAAAGUCUUCCUUGAACUGAUAUCUAUGCAGAAAACUUCUCAAAAUCAGGAGCAAUGUACACAAAUCUUUACGAAGUGACAAGUAUUAUGAGUGCCAUGUUAAUCUAGGUUUAAAUCUAGAUAAUAUUUGUUUGUGGUUUUCCUCAGCUUUCCGUGCAAGCCUCCCUAUUGGUGUCUUUUAAAAGAGUACCGCAUUUCUCGAGCCAGUAGAAAUGCUGCGGGGAUCAUGAUUUAUUCAAUCUUUUGAAGAAAACUGUUUGAAAACAAGACCUACAAAUCACGGAAUUCAACAUUUGCGUGAUAUGGCAGAGAUCGCGUUUCUGCGAGUAGUAAUUUAGAAAAAGUCCUAUCCGUACGAUAAGACAGUAACUGAUCGGCACGCGAUCCUCGUGAUAAAUGUUUUCAAUUAUUCAUUAUAAUUAAGGUCUGGCAUAAAUACUUAAACGCAUAAGGAUGACCACAGCAAUUGUAGUGUCGUGGUAAGCACAGUCGUAAUGGAGGAAACUCUUGAGUAUUUGUGCUGAUUUAUGGUUACUCUAGUGUUUAGAGCACCGGGGCCGCCGCUUCUAAUUGUGAGCUGACCACCUGUAUUCCCAAACAGUGUUUGUAUUCCCAAAGAGUGUUUUUAUUUUGGUCUCAAAGAGAUGGUGCGCUCUAAAGCAGGCAAUGUACCACAAGAGGCGACCUCGCCGACAAGUACUAGCAAAUACGAGAGUACAGAAGAAACGCAAACGAACAUGGAUUCAAGGCUUCGUGCCAAACAGCUCACCGAGAACAACCCCAAAAUCACCAACGCCUUUCGUCUAAUGGCGGGCUCCAAGAAGAAAGUCCGCCAAGCCGAGGAGGAGGAAAAGGAGAAGUUAAAACAGUUGCGACUGCAUCGCCCGCGAAGUAGAGAACUUCUCGAUUCCGAUGAAGAAGACUACGAUUAUGAUUCCGAUCAAGAACCAGCAAUUCCAUCUAAAGACCCAGUGACCUACUUCAAGCAAAACCGUAAAUCCGAGGCCUUGGAUCUAACGGGGUGCCCAGUCGGUCCUGUCAACAUUUCAGCUAUCGUUAGGAAGUUAUUCCCCUCCAUGUUUGUCACGCGGCUGGUGUUAUCAAACACGUGUCUUGGAAACGAGGGAGCUCGGCUCGUUGCUAAGGGCCUUGUUAAAAACACCUGCGUAAAGGAGUUGGACUUAUCGCGAAAUAAUCUCCAAAAAGCCUGCAUGUCGGCUGUUGGCGAGCUAAUAGAGUUGAACGAUUCCUUGGAGAUUCUAAAUCUAUCUGGAAAUAGCCUGACAGAUGAAGCUAUAGAGCCCCUCAUGUCUUCCAUCCUUCUCAAGUGCAGGCUCGCCGAGCUGAACCUCUCGCAUAAUAUUCUUUGUGACGAGUUCGCGUCGAGCAUGGGACAAGUCCUUUUAACCAAUCGAAACCUCACCAGACUUUUGUUGAACUCCAACCACCUGGAGGUAUCAGGUCUCAUCGCCAUGGCGAACGGACUCCAGAAGACGAGAACCCUCAAGUUCCUAGACGUUUCUUGGAAUUAUAUACACGAUGUAGGUGCGAAGGCGUUGUCGGACAUCGUCUCGGCCAAUAAGGCGCUGGAAGAGCUGGUGAUUUGUGGAAACUUCAUUUCCAAGGAAGGCGCAGCACAAAUCGGCCAGUCCCUGCGUAAAAAUAAAACCCUCCGAGUCUUGCGCAUUGGCAAGAACUUGCUGCGGAAUGAAGGCGCGUACAGUAUACUGCACGGGCUGAUGCGGAGUAGCCAUAGCGGCCUGGAGGUAGUAGACCUGGAUGGCACGCUCGUGGAUCCGCACUUUACUACCGAGUGGAAUAAAGAAUUGCAUGAUCGCUUCCCCGAUCUGAAGCCUGUAAAUUUCGUAGUUGAGUUCUGUGAGGAGAAUGCGGGUAGCAAUACCCAACAUCUGGCCACUGCCAUAAAGGCAUAACUGAGGGACUGGCUAUAGUUGGACAUAGGGCUGAGCGAAUCCUGUUUUCUAGGUUUCACCCAGGUUUCCUUGACUUGGCAAGCUCAUGUGAAGAUAACCAAGCGAAGGCAGCGAAAUGGGAAAAAAUAGUAGAUGCAUGCAUUGGAGAUCUCUGUUAUCAACUACAACUUUUAACUUGGCUGAGGACAUCUGCUUGAAGCGAAAGAACUGGGUACUGAGGACAGUUGCUUGAAGGGACUGCCACUUUGUUAGCCAGGAACAUGUCCGCCAUGAGCAAGAGUGCCUAGAACCACCGCCUCCUUAUCGAUUGCUCUCCUUAUCGAUUGCUCUCCUUAUCUAUCGCUUCUAAGGAAACUAAGGUUCCAACUUGUUGCUCGUUACACUACAGAGCUGUAGCCUCGAAAUAUUGGGAGGCACAAUACUGAAACACUUAGAGAAUAUCGGGGGCACAGCCACGACCCUACUGGUCAUUCUUUUUUUAAUUUUUGAAAAUAUAGGAGGGGUGGCUGUCCCCAGUGCCCCACCCUCUGCUACGGCCCUGUACCAUCGACUCUAAAGGAUGGACUAUAAUUUGUUUUGACUGUUCUCUAUGGGAAAACGCUCAGACACGUACAAAUAACAAUAAUAAAUAAAAAUACCGUCGCGGUUCUUUUGGUCUGCCAAUUUCUUGACGUCAAUAACAGCGUUCUCUUCUUUGUAUAGCAAACACAUAUUUAUCUACAGACCCGCCGUUCCCCCAUCAAAGUCUUGGACUAUCGGACCUUGUACAAAGCAGUGCUUAAUUAUUGUUACACAUAUCAUGGGUAUUUAGAAUGACAGUACGUUACAUAGACACUUGGUGCCGAACGUGGGUAGGAACAAAAUAUUGUCUUUAUAUGAACCUUAGACUUUCAUGUCUCGAGUUUUAUUUUCCACUUAUUUAGUGGUGCUAGUUUAUGAUCACCACUGAAUGCAUGAUAGUUUAAUUGUGUUUACACUUUUUCACCUUCAUCCAAAUCAAUAAACAUACUUUUAUGUUCCUGA